This is a messenger RNA of Nicrophorus vespilloides, 825 nucleotides long. RefSeq names its product pathogenesis-related protein 5-like. The transcript is spliced from 3 exons. Lineage: Eukaryota; Metazoa; Arthropoda; Insecta; Coleoptera; Silphidae. The record is from RefSeq and is a predicted model, not a curated record. The coding region runs from base 46 to 762 and encodes 238 amino acids.
CGUAUAAAUAGGCCGAGCCGUCGUAUAAUACGACACACAUGCAACAUGAAAAUGUUAUUCGCAGUUGUUGCUAUCUUGCUCGUCGCGAGCGUCCAAAGUGUAGAAUUUCAAAUCAAGAAUAAUUUGCCCGGUCCAAUUUGGGUGGGAAUUUUGGGUAACAAUGGAAAACCUCCACUGGCAAACGGUGGAUUUGUGCUGAACCAGAACGAACAGAAAUCCGUGCAUUCCGAUGAGAGAUGGGCUGGGAGGUUUUGGGCCAGGACCUGGUGCAACCCGAAUUCGAGGCAUUGCGAGACUGGGGAUUGCGGUAACAGACUGGAGUGCAACGGGGCCGGAGGUGUGCCUCCUGUGACGUUGGCGGAGAUCACUCUGCGUGGUCACGAAGGACAAGAUUUCUACGACAUCUCUUUGGUGGAUGGGUUCAACGUAGUUGCAAAGAUCCAACCUCUGGGAGGCCGAGGAAGUUGCAGGACGGUCGGAUGUAAUCGCGACUUGAACCCUAACUGCCCGGGUCCGCUGAGGCUAACAGGUUCUGCAGGCUACACCAUCGCCUGUUACAGUGCCUGCUCCAAGUUCAAUACAGACCAGUACUGCUGCAGAGGACAGUUCGGACAACCGCAGUCCUGCAAUCCUGCAACCUGGCAAUCCAAUUCCGCCUCGUACUUCAAAUCCAACUGCCCUGACGCUUACUCCUACGCCUACGACGAUGCUACAAGCACCUUCACCUGCGUCGCAAAUGCUUACAGAGUCACCUUUGGUUAAACAACCGAAAACAUAUGACUUAAUACUUUCCAAUAAACAUUUUUUUUAAGUGUAGAUAAACUA